Molecule: messenger RNA, 2985 nt
Organism: Talpa occidentalis (Iberian mole)
Lineage: Eukaryota; Metazoa; Chordata; Mammalia; Eulipotyphla; Talpidae
Gene: ESYT2
Product: extended synaptotagmin 2
Exons: 23
Coding region: 1-2604 (867 amino acids)
Biological process (GO): lipid transport
Molecular function (GO): lipid binding
Source: RefSeq, a predicted model, not a curated record
AUGAGCGGCGCCGGCGACCAGGGCCCCGAGGCCGGCGCCGCCCGGGCCGGGGGCGGCCCGGCGGCCGAGCCCGCCGGCCCCGCGCUGAGCGUGGACGUGCCGGGGCUGCUGGCGCAGCUGGCGCGCAGCUUCGCGCUGCUGCUGCCCGUGUACGCGCUCGGCUACCUGGGCCUGAGCUUCAGCUGGGUGCUGCUGGCGCUCGCGCUGCUCGUGUGGUGCCGCCGCAGCCGCGGCCUCAAGGCCACCCGCCUGUGCCGCGCGCUGGCGCUGCUGGAGGACGAGGAGCGCGCCGUGCGCCUGGGGGUGCGCGCCUGCGACCUGCCCGCCUGGGUUCACUUCCCCGACACCGAGAGAGCGGAAUGGCUGAAUAAGACCGUGAAGCACAUGUGGCCUUUCAUUUGCCAAUUUAUAGAGAAGUUGUUUCGAGAAACCAUCGAGCCCGCUGUGCGGGGUGCAAACACCCACCUCAGUACCUUCAGCUUCAGCAAGGUGGAUGUGGGGCAGCAGCCCCUCAGGAUCAACGGCGUCAAGGUGUAUACUGAAAACGUGGACAAGAGGCAGAUUAUUUUGGACCUUCAGAUCAGUUUUGUAGGAAACUGUGAGAUUGAUCUGGAAAUCAAGCGAUAUUUCUGCAGAGCUGGUGUGCAGAGUAUACAGGUGCACGGGACGAUGCGGGUGAUCCUGGAGCCACUGAUCGGGGACAUGCCGCUGGUGGGCGCGUUGUCUCUCUUCUUCCUGCGGAAGCCGCUUUUAGAAAUUAACUGGACGGGACUGACGAAUCUUCUCGAUAUCCCUGGAUUGAACGGCUUGUCAGACACCAUCAUCUUGGACAUAAUAUCAAACUACCUGGUGCUUCCCAACCGGAUCACAGUGCCUCUCAUCAGCGAGGUUCAGAUCGCACAGCUGCGGUUCCCGAUCCCAAAGGGUGUUUUAAGGAUCCAUUUUAUUGAAGCUCAGGAUCUUCAGGGGAAAGAUACUUACCUUAAGGGGCUCGUCAAGGGAAAGUCAGACCCCUACGGAAUUAUCCGAGUUGGCAACCAGAUCUUCCAAAGCAAGGUCAUCAAAGAGAGCCUCAGCCCAAAGUGGAAUGAAGUCUACGAGGCUCUAGUUUACGAGCACCCGGGUCAGGAGCUGGAGAUCGAGCUGUUUGAUGAGGACCCAGACAAGGACGACUUUUUGGGCAGCCUCAUGAUCGACCUAACUGAAGUGGAGAAGGAGCGCCUCCUGGACGAGUGGUUCGCUCUGGACGAGGUCCCCAGAGGGAAACUGCACCUGAGGCUGGAGUGGCUCACCCUGGUGCCCGACGCGUCCGGCCUGGACAAGGUGCUGGCGGACAUCCGAGCAGACAAAGACCAAGCCAACGACGGCCUCUCCUCCUCGCUGCUCAUCCUAUACCUGGACUCGGCAAGGAACCUCCCGAGUAACCCAUUAGAAUUUAACCCUGAUGUCUUGAAGAAGGCUGCAGUUCAGAAAGCGUUCAAGUCGGGGAAGAAAAUAAACAGCAACCCGAAUCCUCUUGUCCAGAUGUCCGUCGGGCACAAGGCUCAGGAGAGCAAGAUUCGGUACAAAACCAGUGAGCCGGUGUGGGAGGAAAACUUCACCUUCUUCAUCCACAACCCCAAGCGCCAGGACCUUGAAGUCGAGGUGAAGGAUGAGCAGCACCAGUGCUCGCUGGGCAGCCUGACCAUCCCGCUCAGCCAGCUGCUCGCCAGCGAGGACAUGACCAUGAGCCAGCGGUUCCAGCUGAGUAACUCGGGCCCCGGGAGCUCCCUGAAGAUGAAGAUCGCCCUCAGGGUGCUGCACCUGGACGCGCGGGCGCGGGCCGCGGACCGCCCGCACUCGGCGCAGGUGCGGCGGCCGGCCGCGCCCCAGGACGGGCGCCGGGUCUCCGUGCGCUCCCCGGCGCCCGCGUCGCCCGGCGGCCCCGCGGCCCCGUCCGCGCCCGGCGCGGGGGCCGGCGAGCCGCCCGGCGAGGAGGAGCCGGGCGCCGCCGCCGAGCCCGGCCCCCCGGGGCCGCGGGAGCCGGGCCGGAGCCCCGCCAGCCCGCCCGCCGGCGCCGCGCCCUCCCCCGGCCGCGCGUCGCCCAAGGAGCCCACGCCCAGCAUCGCCUCCGACGUCUCGCUGCCCCUCGCCUCGCAGGAGCUGCGGCAGCGGCUGCGCCAGCUGGAGAACGGGAUGACCCUGGGCCAGUCGCCACUGGGGCAGAUCCAGCUGACGGUGCGGCACAGCUCGCAGAGGAACAAGCUGGUGGUGGUGGUGCACGGCUGCAGGAACCUCAUCGCCUUCUCAGAAGACGGCUCCGACCCCUAUGUCCGCAUGUACCUGCUGCCCGACAAGAGGCGUUCGGGAAGGAGGAAAACUCACGUCUCCAAGAAAACCCUGAACCCUGUGUUUGACCAGAGCUUCGACUUCAGCGUCUCGCUGCCCGAGGUGCAGAGGAGGACGCUGGACGUGGCGGUGAAGAACAGCGGCGGCUUCCUGUCCAAAGACAAAGGGCUUCUCGGCAAAGUACUGGUUGGUUUGGCCUCUGAGGAUCUGGCCAAAGGCUGGACCCAAUGGUACGACCUGACGGAAGACGGCGCGCGGCCCCAUGCGGCGACGUAGCGGAGCCCGAGGAGCAGCUGCACCUGCUACUUUUAUACUCCCCUGUGUCCAGUUACACAGACCCAAGCUGUUUCAUAAAACAUGUUGACAUUUUAGUCAUAUUUGGCCACUCUUGUUAACUUUUAUAUGUUACAGUCGCCGCCUCGUGGUGGGACAGCUACACGCUGCUGCACAAGCCGGGUGUCGGGGCUGGCCCUGCGAGGCAGCAGAGACGCUGACUCCGCAGGCCUUGUUUCCAGCGGUGCAGUGUAAAUACAAUAUUUUUUAUAAUCGAUGCUGGUGGGAAAUCAGAAGAAAAUGAAUCUAGGAAAUAUAUAUUUAUUUUCUUCUAAAAUGUAAUAAAUUCUUGCCACAAAGUUACCAGUUUUGUCUUUGCAGGAA